AUGAAUGAUAUGGAUACUAGAACUGAACCUAAUGUCCAGCUGACAGAGACACCAAAGCUUGCCCAGAGAGAGUUUGCAGGAGGAGAUGCGGAGUCAUCGGUCAAGAAUCAGCUUCCGGAGAUCAAUUCGAGUCUUAAUAGAGAGGCAAUCGAUGUUGGUAUGUUGCCGACUCCAACGGCAAAUGUGUUUACUUCACCAGUUAGGGUCAAUAAGUCACCUGGGGGUUUUGAUGCCGGGCUGCAGGUCGAGAAAAGACGUAACAAAGAUAGCGCCAGUAACUCUGGAGUUCCAAGUCCUACGAUAUCUUCUGUGGAUACUCACGAGGAAGUACUCGAUGAAGAGCUCUCAAAACUUGGUACCUACAUGAAUCGUGAUGUCACUCAUAAAAUAAAAGGAAGGAUGUUAUCUGAAUAUAUUCCAAAUAAUUCAAUGGGCGAUGGUAGUGGUGGUGUUGCUGUUCAGCGUUCAAUUUCAUUAAAUAAUCGUGUCGUCGAGAAACCUAGUUUGAAGAAAGAGACUAUCAUCAAUGAGGUUAUCACUUCUGUACCAUCGGAUAAAGAAAAUGAACAAAAAGCUGAUGGUACGAUUAUUAGGGGAUACAUGGCUAACACUCCAAAUCAUAUUAGCUUCCAAUGGUCUAAAAUAAAAGAGAUUGGGUCAGGAAAUUUCAGUACUGUCUAUCUUUAUGAAUGCAUCGAUGAUAAUUUGAACAUCAAUUUAAAUCCGGAACUGAAAUAUGUGGCAGUUAAAAGCAUUAAAUAUCCGAGAGAGUUACUUAUGAGCUCAUCUCCGUCAUCUCCGAAAUACAAAGAAUUAUUGAGUCGAGUUGUAAGUUCUUUGAAGCGGGAACUGACCACUCUAAUUUCUGUGCACCAUCCAUGUAUCGUGAAACUCUUUGCAAUCAAUGAUACCACGUUUAUUACAGAUGAACAUCCAUUGUACGGAAGGCGUAAGCUCUCUGCUUUACCCAGAUGUGAUAUGAUAAUGUCAUAUUGCACUGGUGGUGAUUUGUUCGAUUUGGCUAGCAAAACUAAAAUUCCAAACUGGCUACUCACCAGAAUUAUCACAGAAUUAUCCGUUGCCAUAAAAUAUUUGCAUGAUAAUUUUAUCAUUCAUCGGGAUAUUAAACUUGAGAACGUCUUAUUAAAGUAUACUCUAGAUGAUAUGAUGUUAUUAAAAGAGGACGAGAGCCAGUUCUUUUCAAAGAAUUUCGUAGAGUUAGCAGAUUUUGGUCUCUGUAAGAAGAUAACCCCAGAUGAAAUGUGUACAACCCGUUGCGGGUCAGAGGACUAUGUUUCUCCUGAAAUUCUCUUAGGACUUCCGUAUGAUGGAAGAAUCAGCGAUGCUUGGGCCUUUGGAGUAAUUACUUAUGCAUUGUUGGAAGAUAGGUUGCCGUUUGACCCCUUACCUGGUCAGAGUUCAAGAAGAACCCGAUCCAUUGCCCAUAGAAUUGCAAGAUGCGACUGGAAAUGGCUAAAGAAUGCAGACACCGAUCAUCCUGCCAAAGAGAUAGUCCAGAACACACUCGUAAGAAAAAGCGAACGUUGGAACAUGGAUCAACUUUGCAACACACCCUAUAUUCGUAACAUUAUUGAUAAAUUACAGUUUUUAGACCAUCAAGGAUAA
This is a messenger RNA of Kluyveromyces lactis, 1626 nucleotides long. RefSeq names its product serine/threonine protein kinase PRR1 (gene PRR1). The transcript has a single exon. Gene Ontology annotation, molecular function: ATP binding; protein serine/threonine kinase activity. Bases 1 to 1626 code for a protein of 541 amino acids. The record is from RefSeq and is a predicted model, not a curated record. NCBI's taxonomy places the organism in Eukaryota, Fungi, Ascomycota, Saccharomycetes, Saccharomycetales, Saccharomycetaceae. Gene Ontology annotation, cellular component: cytoplasm. Gene Ontology annotation, biological process: peptidyl-serine phosphorylation; autophagy.